Drosophila suzukii is the source of this 1525-nucleotide messenger RNA. It is a transcript of the gene EndoU, whose product is annotated as Endoribonuclease U-specific. The record is from RefSeq and is a predicted model, not a curated record. NCBI's taxonomy places the organism in Eukaryota, Metazoa, Arthropoda, Insecta, Diptera, Drosophilidae. Gene Ontology annotation, molecular function: RNA endonuclease activity.
GGAACCAUCCGCUCAGUGGCGAUUUGGCCACAGAGGCAGUCGGUCGGUCGAAAUGAGCAGAUAAAACUCGAUCAACGCAAAGAUUUGGGCUAAAGAUAAACACCGAAUAUACGGGGACACAAACAAAGGCGAGAAAACAAAUGUUUGACUAAUCGUAAUUAGAUAAUUAUACCACAAUGGACGCAGUGCAGCAGCAAACAAACAGCGGUAGCAACAUCGAUAGCGCCAAAUGCCAGAAGCUAAAAAGAUUCGUGAUCAUAGGCCUGCUGAUCACCAUUGGCAUCUUGAGUUGGCACUUCUACGAGUACUUCCACAGCAAGCCGCUGCCCAAAACCCCCGAUGACGUCUUGACCCUCUCGAAGAACCUCUAUGCGGAGGAGACCGAGGUCAGUCCGUACCUGUACAAGGUGAAUCUCCAGGGAAAGACCACGCCGGGUGCUCAUGAUGAUCGAGCUCCUCGGAGUCUCUUUGAACUGCAUCAAGAUUUAUUGGCCAAAGAUUCCAACUCUACCACCGCCCUUCUCAUGAGACUCUUCGACAACUACGAAUUGGAUGUGGCGGUGGCAGAGCACCCAACCCCUGAGCACAUUGAGGAGCAGCACGAUUUCCUCAGGACCGUGAUGAAUACUCGGGUGAUGAAGCUAACCAUGAGGUAUCUGGUCAAAAAGGACAUUGUGAGCAUCGAAUAUGAUGAUCAGCUGCGUUUGCUGCAGGAACUUUGGUUCACUCCGUACUCCCGGGGUCGUGGUAUUGUGGGCAGCUCCAGUUUCGAGCACGUCUUCAUGGCGGAGAUUAGGGACCAAAAGGUUCUGGGACUGCACAAUUGGCUGUAUUUUGCAGACCAAGAGCAACGCGGCAAUGUGGACUACAAGGGCUGGCUGAGCCACAAGGAAACGGGAAAGAACAACCAAAUGGUACUGAGCAUUCGCUACACGUACCAGAAUCUCAACAAGCCAGUCACUGGAUUUUUUGUAGGCACUUCUCCCGAGUUGGAGUUGUCCCUCUAUACCGCCUGCUUUUUGACCACCGCGGAGAAGGAGCCCUGCCACAUCCAGCUGGGGCAUGCCUCAGUUCCGAUUGUCUCUCAUGGAUGGAACUGGAAUGGUAUGCGCCUGAUAGCCUCCGCCUAUCCCGACAGCUCCUAGAUCAUCGUCCCCCUACCAUCAUCCAUUUCGGAAACUCAAUAAAAUGAGUUACUGCUACCUCAUCAGAAAAGGCAAAAGGCUAACCUCCAAACUCAAAGUCAAGUUAAUUUUAUUUUGCCACUUUAUGAGUGCUUCUUGGCCCAGUUGUCUCUGGCAAUUGACAAGGACGUCAGUCAGGACACGAAGAUUGUUCGUCUGUCCAUCAUUUCGGUUGUUUUGACAGCAUUGCGUGGCCCAAAGCACUUGGCCUUACAUCAUGAAGUUGUUUAUUAGUUCUAACAUUAAUAGUUAUUACCGGCGGAAGUCAAGCAAGUCAAUUGCUAUUAUGAGAGAUUGUGACGUUUAAGUAUUAUGCAGUCAUUAAACCUGCUUCACAAUGG